GUGCCAGUACUGCCGUCUGAACGUAGCAACGUAGCGAACGUUUAGAAAAAAAGGCUGCCGAGCUACGGGGCGACUUUGUUUACAUUCGCGGGCGCCCAUAGGAUAUCUUUUUUCAUGCGAUUACCGCUCCCUCAAGGACUUCUCAGGUUACGAUUUUUGUUUAGUGGCUGAGAGAGCGGCUUUUUGUCACUACGAGUCUUAUUGUCAGUCACGCGCGAACGAAAGACGGGCUUGGAUUUCGUGUCACUCGCGGUUACGACGAAUUUUUCAUCACCGGCGAAUUGCCCUGGGAAUGAGACAGGAAGAACAAAGCCAGUGCUGUGACAGUGCUUUUGACGCUCACCUUCCCCUCCCUCCUCUUAUUUUAUUAUCGGAUCUCCGACAAAAGUUUUUAAUUGAUUGACGAUUUUCGAUUUCUUGGAAGAGUAUGCAGGCACAGAAUUGUGAUAAUACCAGGAAAAAGAUGAAUAUUGAAGUAGGUUUAUCAUCUAUGAAGUCCUUCAAAACCAUUUUUAUGGAAGAUGCAAAUAUCUCUGAGGAGAAAACUAUUGCAAACCAAGCUUCAUUGCAUAAUGUGCAGCUUCUUCGAAAUCUACCAAAUAUUUUAAGAAGCAAUAACACAAAAACAUCUAGAAAUUAUAAAUUAUUGAACAAAACCGAUACAAGUACCUCCAGUGCAGAAGACGGAAAUUCUUCUUGGGAAUUAAAUACAUCAUCUAGCAUUGAUUUAGAUAUGGAAGCCAAUUAUAAUAAAAUCACUUUACCAAAAUCGCAUCAUCAAAGAAAGCAAGUGCACAAUCCAUUGGAUGUUCAAUACGAUAUUCCUGAUUGCAACAAUAACAAAAAUAAAAAUCUACUGCAAGAAAUUAGUCAGUUAAACACAUUAAAUGUAUCACCAAGUUGUCAAAAAAAUACACCAACGAAGAAAAAAAACGUAAAGUAUAACAACAAGCAAAAGAAAAGUUCGUUCAAUAAAAACUUAAAAAAAAAAACAGCUCGUAAAUCUAGCAGGAAAACACAAGUGUCACGUAAAAAGCCAGUCAUGUUAACUACUAUUCCAGAUAUGAAUAUGAAAAACGCUAUGCAAGAUGUUAAUAAUUUUUUGAAGAAUGAUAUACUUCCUCAACAACAACUUUCCGUUUACAACCCUAAUUUUUCAAAUAUAAAUGUAAAUGAUUUAAAUGACGUUGCAACAGAACCGGUCGAGCCAUCUAAUAUUUUCUACUGUAACAACGAAAUUUAUAAAUUCGAAAAAGAAUGUGAUAUAAAUCUCAACGAUGUUAUUUCUGGUAAAUCGACAGAGAUCAACGCAACGCAGCCCAAAACUAUCCAAAAAGAUAUUACAAGUUAUGAGUUUCCAAUAACAGAGAAUAAUUUGCAACGAAAAACGAUAGACAGCUACAUUGGCUCUAAUUUUUUAUGUGGAUCCAAAAUAUUAUAUUCUUGUUCUUGUGCAAAUUGCAUGUCACAUGACAAAGAUAUUAUAUUUUAUGAAGAUCCAGUAUCAACUUCUACGAGCAAUGACGACAUGGAAGCAGAGCUUUUCAAUUUUUAUGAAGAAUUUGACGAGAACAUUUCAACGAAAGAAAAUGCAUGUAGUACAACAGAACUAAUUGAAAGCAGUACAAACAUGUCAUCCAUAAAUCAAAAUGAAUCGCAAAAUUUACAGCCUUCCCAUAUUGAUAGAAAAGAUAUUUGUGUAGAAUCAUGUCCUGCAGCAUUUGUCACAUAUCCUAAUGAAAUAACAAUGGAAAAUUCAAAAACUUUUGAUGAAAUAAAUAUCCCUAAUUAUUUAAAUUUGGACAGUUUUUCGAUGAAGGAAAAUAAAAUAAUUUCUCAAGAUGAAAUACUAAUUCAAAACGCUGUCUCAUCGAAUGCACCUGUUUCCAAUUCUACCUAUCUACCUCAGAUACCAGAAAACAACAGAGAUUUAUAUGUUAUGCAAUGUGCUCAAUGUGGAAAAUUGUUCAGUAAAAAGCAUCAGUUAUGGAAACAUUUUAGUCACUGUUACUUUUACAAGGAAAAUUUUCCUUGUCAUAUCUGCAAUAAAAUGUACAGACAUAAAUCAUCAUUAGCUCAGCAUUUACGGUUAGUGCAUAAUGUAUCACAUGGUCUCCACGAAAAAUUGGAGAAGAACUAUAUUUGUAAAAAAUGUUCAAAAUCAUAUGUCAGAUUUCGCGCUUUUCAAAGGCAUAUGCUUCUUCAUGAUUAG
Molecule: messenger RNA, 2212 nt
Organism: Acromyrmex echinatior (Panamanian leafcutter ant)
Lineage: Eukaryota; Metazoa; Arthropoda; Insecta; Hymenoptera; Formicidae
Biological process (GO): regulation of transcription by RNA polymerase II
Cellular component (GO): nucleus
Molecular function (GO): sequence-specific DNA binding; DNA-binding transcription factor activity, RNA polymerase II-specific
Source: RefSeq, a predicted model, not a curated record